This is a messenger RNA of Owenia fusiformis, 1112 nucleotides long. NCBI's taxonomy places the organism in Eukaryota, Metazoa, Annelida, Polychaeta, Sabellida, Oweniidae. The record is from the annotation of a GenBank genome assembly.
AUUAUGAAUGUGACAGAUAUGUACAACCUAUCAGAGAUGAUAUAUCAAUAUAAUAUGUCACAGAAAUUACAUCAAUGAUGAAUGUGACAGAUAUGUACAAUACAUCAGAGACAUCUACUAAUGUGUAUGAGAUUCCCACCUCCUACUACAUUUACACUGUGGUCAGUGUCAUAAUAUUGUUGCUUAUAUGUGUUGGAAAUGGGCUCACAAUUUUCAUCAUUUUGAAAUAUACGGAACUUCAACGGGACACAUCAUUCCUUAUGAUGAGCUUAGCAGUUGCUGAUCUCAUCGUGGGGUUGGUGACGUCAUUUAGCAUCGCAGAUUAUUAUGUCUGGGGUAAUUUCCCAACAUGCCUAGCAAGAUAUGUAUUGUUUACAUUAUGCUCCCAAGCCUCAGUGAUAACACUAGUUUGUAUCGCUAUUGAUAGAUUUGUCGCAGUUUCUUACCCGCUACAUUACACAACAACCAUCACCAGGAUGAGGCUUUGUAUCAUGAUCACAGUUACCUGGAGCAUUAGUGUUUUGACAAGUAUAAUUUUAGUGUGGUGGCAUAAACCCUUGCAGGAACUUGAAUGCUACUUCUAUAAAAUUGUCCCAAUGUAUUUUCUCUCUGGUGUUGCUGGUGGAUUUUUCAUUGUUGCUACAGCAACAAUUGUUGGAUUAUACGCUGCAAUAUUCGCCCAAGCUCAAAAGCAAGCGAACAAAAUAAGAAUGCUUGAAGUAACCAUGAACCCUGGCGGUAAGCCAGUAGACAAUAGAGCAAAUAUCAAAUCAGCUAAAGUUCUUGGAAUCAUUGUUGGGAUUUAUCUGUUUUGCUGGGCUCCUUUAUUUAUUGUGGGUUUUUGCAACACCCCUCUUCCAAAUCAGACUGAAACAGUUGGUGUAUUAUUUACUGUAUCUGGAUUAUUAGCUAGUUUGAACAGUGUGGUGAAUCCAUUUAUAUAUGGCUGGAAAAACAAACAAUUCCGAAAGGCUUAUAAGAAAGUAUUAUGUGGUUAAGACAAUAAUAGUGAAACUAUAUUUAGAUAACUAUAUAUAGAUAGAGUGAUUUAGAUCGCAAUAAGGUAAGAUUAUUUCUGAGUUUUAAAUAAUUGUCCCACCCUCGAUGCAUUG